Messenger RNA from Stegastes partitus (bicolor damselfish), 2663 nucleotides. It is a transcript of the gene esf1, whose product is annotated as ESF1, nucleolar pre-rRNA processing protein, homolog (S. cerevisiae). Gene Ontology annotation, cellular component: nucleus. NCBI's taxonomy places the organism in Eukaryota, Metazoa, Chordata, Actinopteri, Pomacentridae. Gene Ontology annotation, biological process: rRNA processing. The transcript has 14 exons. The record is from RefSeq and is a predicted model, not a curated record. Bases 105 to 2423 code for a protein of 772 amino acids. Gene Ontology annotation, molecular function: RNA binding.
CACGAGUCACGGCGCGGUGCAUUGUGGGAAAACACGUGUAGCAGGACCGUGGACUGUGUGAAGCGGAGCAGUGGGUUUUCGGAGACGCUGUGACUUCUGCCAACAUGUCGUCUAAGAAGAAGAUGGACGGCGACGAUCGCUUCCUGCGGGUGCAGAAGGAUCCCAGGUUCUGGGAGAUGCCCGAGAGAGAGCGCAAAGUCAAGAUCGACAAGCGCUUCCAGUCCAUGUUUCACGACGAGCGCUUCAAGGUGAAGUACACGGUGGACAAACGAGGCCGUCCCAUCAACCACACCUCCACAGAGGACCUGAAGCGCUUCUACAAACUGUCCGACUCGGAGGACGAGGAGGCGGCCGAGGGCAAGAAGAAGACGAAGAAGAAGAAAGCGAAGGCCGAGAGAGAAGUGACGGAAGGACGGAAACCUGAAGGAGUUGAACGAGGAGUCCGAGUCAUUGAACAGGAUGAAGAGGAUGAGGAGCAGCAGUCUGCAGAGGAGGGCGUUGUUGACGAUGACAUCACCGGCAGCAGCGAGGAGGAGGACGAGGAUGCAGAGGAGGGCAGCGGGUCAGACGAGGAGGAGUCGGGUCUGGAGUCAGAGGACGACAGCGACAGUGAGCCGGAUCUGGCCAGAGGGAAGGGCAACGUGGAGACCAGCUCGGAUGAAGAUGACGACGAAGACGUGGACGCCAUCCUGAGGAAGGAGGAGGAGCAGAUCGAGCACGACUGGGGAGAGCUGUGCAAAGACGCUCGGCGAAGUGACGAGGUGUCCACCCGGCUGGCCGUCUGCAACAUGGACUGGGACCGGAUGAAGGCCAAGGACCUGCUGGCUCUGCUCAACUCGUUCACGCCUCACGGAGGAGCCGUGCUGUCGGUGAAGAUCUACCCGUCAGAGUUUGGGAAGGAGCGGCUGAGCGUGGAGCAGACUCAGGGGCCGCUGGAGCUGAGAGCGCUGCCCGACGACUCGGAGGACGACACCGAGGAGGAGAGGGUUUACAGGGAGAAGAUGCGCGACUACCAGUUCAAGCGCCUCAAGUAUUUCUACGCUGUGGUGGAGUGCGACUCGGUCAACACGUCCACCAAGAUCUACGAGGAGUGUGACGGCUACGAGUACGAGAGCAGCUGCUCCGUCCUCGACCUCCGUUUCAUUCCCGACGACGUGACGUUUGACGAGGAGCCCAAAGACGUGGCGACGGACGUGAACCUGUCGGCCUACACGCCCAAACUGUUCACCUCGUCUGCCGCCGCCACCUCGAAGGUGCAGCUGACGUGGGAUGAAACCGACCACGAGCGCGUGACGGCCCUGAGCAGGACGUUCAACAAGCACGAGCUGCUGGACAUGGACUUCAACGCCUACCUGGCCUCCUCCAGCGAAGAGGACGAGGAGGGAGAAGAAGACGGAGGGCAGGAGGGUGCAGACGACGCCAACGCAGCAGAGGAAGAGCUCGUCGUGGAGCGCAAACCCCGAGAGGAGGACGGGAAGAAGAAGAAGAAGAAGAAGAGCGACGAGCAGAUCUCCAAGUACAGAGAGCUGCUGAAAGGCAUCCAGGACAAGGAGAAGAAGCUGCAGGAGGACAAAGACAUGGAGAUGGAGAUCACCUGGGUGCCAGGCCUCAAGGAGACGACGGAGCAGCUGGUGAAGAAGAAGCUGGAGGGCAAAGAGCAGCUGACGCCCUGGGAGGAGUUUCUGCAGAAGAAGAAGGAGCGGAAGAAGCAGAAGAAGUCCGACAGGAAGCAGGGUUCCGACGUGGAGCAGCUCAGCGAUGACGAGCUUCCUCCGGACGUCGACCUCAGCGACCCCUUCUUCGCCGAGGAGCUCAGCGCUGCAGAGCUGAAGAAGAAGAAACAGAAGAAGAAGAAGAAACAGGAAGCGGAGCGGACGGCCGAGGAGCAGGAGGAGCAGGAGAAACAAAAGGCUGAGAUGGUUCUGCUGAUGGAGGACGACGCCCACGAAGCCAAACACAAACACUUCAACUACGACAAGAUCGUGGAGCAGCAGAACCUGAGCAAGAAGAAGAGGAAGAAGCUGCUGAGGAAAGGCGAGGAGCCGCUGGACGACGACGACUUCCAGGUGGACGUCUCAGACCCUCGUUUCCAGGCCAUGUUCACCUCCCACCUGUUCAACCUGGACCCCUCCCACCCCAGCUACAAGAGGACCAAGGCCACGCAGAGCAUCCUGGCCGAGAAGCAUCGCAGACGGGAGGAGGAGGAGCAGCGCCGCACCGAGGACACGCUCGCCGCUCAGAAGGCCACGCCCACACAGGCGCAGCCCGCCGCCGCCGCCGAACAGGAAGCAGCAGGAAAGAGACGCCAAAAUGACUCUGAGGCUCCGAGGAAAGCGAUGGACCCGAGUCUGUCGCUGCUCGUCAAGUCGAUCAAGAGCAAAACGGAGCAGUUUCAGGCUCGGAAGAAGCAGAAGCUGCUCUAGCGUCUGCGUUUCCACAAAUAAGACUGACGGACGGACAGACGCCUCCUGGUGGAGGCAGGUAGGCGUCACCUGGAUCCGCCUCCUGGUGGAGGCAGGUAGGCGUCACCUGGAUCCGCCUCCUGCUGCCUGGGAGCAGGAACACAUGACAGGAGUAACGGGACUCAUGGGGAUGAGAGGUUUUAUUACUACAGCUGUGUAUUCAACAUUUCUGCUUCACAUUAAAUUAAUUUACCAACAAAA